AUGAAAAAAAAUGACAUAGGAUAUGGAUCAAAAAAUGGAAUCAACAAUGUUACAUAUGGAGAGGAUAACGCUGAAGAGAAAGGGAAUUCCAUGGAUAAUGCUGAAACUAGGAUAAGUAAUGAAGAUGCUCUUUUUCACAUUAAGGAUGGGCUUACACAGCUGGAAAAAACGUUGAAGGGAGAUGGAUAUGCAUUUAGCAACCUAAUUUGUAAAAAUAAAAAUUUGGAUCAUAUUCCAAAAGAAAUAGAAAAAUAUAUACACUUGAAAUACAUAAAUAUGUCUCAUAAUAAAAUCGAAGAUAUAGACAUGUUAUAUGAGUUAAAUAAUGUGGUUUUUUUAGACAUAUCCUAUAAUUUAAUUAAAAAUUUAAAAAAAAUAGCAAGUCUUUGCUUGAAAAACUGUGUAUAUUUAAAUCUGUCUCACAACUUAAUUAAAAAUGUAGAAGACAUAAAAAUGACAAAUAUCAUUGAAUUGGAUUUAUCUUAUAAUAAUAUAGAAAAAAUGAAUAUUUACUUUUCUAAUACUGUGAAAAAAUUAAAUCUAUCUAAUAAUAAUAUCAGCAAUUUAGACUUUAAAAACAAGUUAAAUGAUUUGGAAUCGUUAGAUUUGUCAUCUAAUCCUAUUAAAAAUUUAGAAUUCUUUGAAAUUACGCCAAAUAUAAAUUAUUUAAAAAUUAACAACAAUACUACAUUACCUAUUAGUCAGCUGGCUAAUUUAAAUAGUUUCAAGGGGUUACAAUAUUUGGAUAUGCAAAAUUAUUUAUAUUUUAAGGAUAUUUCAUAUGAGGAGGUUAUGCAAAUUCUUAUAAAGAAUACGAAGGAUAUUAAGUUGAAAAUGUUUAAUGGAAAACUUAUAGACAACAAGGCGUAA
Plasmodium gonderi is the source of this 870-nucleotide messenger RNA. Its product is annotated as leucine-rich repeat protein. Bases 1 to 870 code for a protein of 289 amino acids. The transcript has a single exon. The record is from RefSeq and is a predicted model, not a curated record. Gene Ontology annotation, molecular function: protein binding. NCBI's taxonomy places the organism in Eukaryota, Apicomplexa, Aconoidasida, Haemosporida, Plasmodiidae.